This is a messenger RNA of Metopolophium dirhodum (rose-grain aphid), 1263 nucleotides long. RefSeq lists its product as uncharacterized. Lineage: Eukaryota; Metazoa; Arthropoda; Insecta; Hemiptera; Aphididae. The transcript is spliced from 4 exons. Bases 1 to 1263 code for a protein of 420 amino acids. The record is from RefSeq and is a predicted model, not a curated record.
AUGAACAAUUUAAAAAAAUACGACAAGACAGUAAAUUUUGAAGAUAGAUCACGCAACAGAGACAAAAGUCCACAUCCACACAAAUCAGAUUACAAAGGCAGGAACAAUUAUAGGGAAAAAAGUCCUUAUCCCGAUAGGUACAACGACUAUAAGUUCAGAGAAAAUAGUAAAGAUAGAUAUAAUAACCAUAAAUACAGAGAUAACAGCAGAGAAAUUAGCAAUAAUAGAGAUAGGUCUUAUUCAAGGGAUAGGAAAAACUCCUACGACAGGUCCAGAGAUACAAGCAGAAAUAGAUAUAACAACAGAAAUCGUGGAGAUGACGCAAAUAGAAAACAGCACAUAAACGACGAUGACGAAAAAGCUGUAGAAAACAUCGUAACAAUAAGUAGUUUGAACCCACUAAACGAAUUUCAAAAAUUCCUACUCAGCAAUAAUGAUAGAACCGACUUCCUAUGCGAUUACAGUGAACAGACGACAGUAGAAUUAUUAAAUAUGCUCGGCAUUCCUAAUUGCAAAUCUGGCUACUAUCUUAAAGAUGACGAUCUAGCGUUUAUCUGUGACCAAUUCAAUUUCAACUUAUAUUUAAUACACGAAAAUUCCGAAUAUACAAAUGCCAUAAUUUACUGGAAAUUAAAUAGGAAAAAUAUAGGGAUAUUCAAUAAAAAUUGCCAUUGGACACCAGGAAUCAUAACAGAAACAUAUAACCCUCGUCAAUUCAAUAACAUAACAAUAAACACAGUUUUUCCCAACUUUAAUACUAUAGAAGAAAAUGUAGACCAUUUCUUACACGAAUGUUUCGAUCGCUUAAAAUUAUCCCAACAAAACACUAUAGAGAAAAAUAAAACCAACAAUAAUUUUAAAACAGACAAAUCCACAAUAUGGUACUCGAAAUUUUGUCAAGACUGCGAAUAUUUGUCCACAUCCAAGGACAUACUAGACGACCAAGAUGACAGAGAACAGUAUUGGAGCGAGGGGGGAAACGUUAUGUUUUGCGAAAUAUGCGGAAACUACAUAAGGGAAUAUCGGAACCGGCCUAUACAAGAAGACGAGAAAGCCAUAGAAACCAAAAACCAGCUAAUUCAACACAAAAAUGAAAUCAAAAUCAACAAUCAAAAUAUAAGCGUAGAUUCAGAUACUGAACGAAAACAAAGAGUGCUAUCCAUAAAAAUAAAAUUAGACGACCCUUUAGACUUAGGAUGCGCACAAGUAGAACCAUGUGAAAUUAAAUUUAAAACAGACAAAUCGACAUUUCAACCACCGUAA